CCACGCACGUGAUGCCACGCUGAAGCUGAGAUACAAUACAAGAGAAAACGCGUGCGGGAGCGGGUUAGGCUGCCGGUGGUAGCUGGGGGGUAGCAGUCCUCCCUCCCCAACAUUUAUAAACUAGCAACUCUUCACUGAGCACCAUACGCUCUCUUUUGGAUAUUCUUCCGAGUUUCUAUUUUCCAACUUUAGUGAAAUAUACUUCCGUAAGCACGUACACAGAUUCAACAGAAGAUAUGGGAUCGAAGUCUGAAUCCGUUUGUGUCACUGGCGCGUCCGGUUUCAUCGGCUCCUGGCUUGUCAUGAGACUCCUCGAGCGCGGUUACACCGUCCGCGCCACCGUGCGUGACCCCACGAAUCAGAAGAAGGUGAAGCAUCUGUUGGACUUGCCGAAGGCGGAGACGCACCUGACGCUGUGGAAGGCGGACCUGGCGGACGAGGGAAGCUUUGAUGAAGCCAUACAAGGCUGCACCGGAGUAUUCCAUGUUGCUACACCUAUGGACUUUGAGUCCAAGGACCCCGAGAAUGAAGUGAUCAAGCCAACAAUCAAUGGACUUUUGGACAUCCUGAAGGCAUGCCAGAAAGUUAAAACAGUUCGAAGGUUGGUCUUCACAUCCUCAGCAGGAACCGUUAUUAUGGAAGAGCACAAAAAGCCGGUUUACGACGAAUCCAACUGGAGCGACGUUGAAUUUUGCCUCUCCGUCAAGAUGACUGGUUGGAUGUACUUCGUUUCCAAGACUCUAGCUGAGCAAGCUGCAUGGAAGUAUGCCAAAGAAAACAACAUUGAUUUCAUCACCAUUAUCCCAACUCUUGUGAUUGGUCCAUUUCUCAUGCCAUCCAUGCCACCAAGCCUCAUCACUGGACUUUCACCAAUCACACGAACUAAAUCACAUUAUGGCAUCAUCAAGCAGGGGCAGUAUGUUCACUUGGACGACCUCUGCAAUUCUCACAUCUAUUUGUAUGAGCAUCCGAAAGCUGAGGGCCGUUACAUUUGUUCGUCACAUGAUGCAACAAUUCACGACCUUGUAAAAAUGCUCAGAGAAAAAUACCCUGCGUACAAUAUUCCCACAAAGUUCGAGGGCAUUGACGACAACUUAGAUACUAUUCAUUUUUCUUCAAAGAAGUUGAGGGACAUAGGGUUUGAGUUCAAGUACAGCUUCGAGGACAUGUUUGUGGGGGCUGUUGAUACGUGCCGGGCAAAGGGAUUGAUUCCGAUUCCGGCCGAGAAAACUGAGGCUGCUGAUGAGAGCAACGUCGUCGACAUCAAAAUUGCCGCUUAAAAUAUUGAUGAGUGAUUAAUGUUUGCAUUUUGUGUCGAGGCUUAAUCUCUGUUGUUUUACAUUUGAUGGCCUGGAUUUGAUCUAUGUUGUUAAAAAGUUAGGGCUCGUUUGAUUGUGCUUUUGUAAGAACCAAAAGCGCUUCCUAAUGAGUAAAAGCGCUUCAGUUUAAAUAAAUGGUCAUUUGGCAAACAUUUUGAAA
Malus domestica (apple) is the source of this 1479-nucleotide messenger RNA. Its product is annotated as bifunctional dihydroflavonol 4-reductase/flavanone 4-reductase. Gene Ontology annotation, biological process: anthocyanin-containing compound biosynthetic process. Gene Ontology annotation, molecular function: dihydroflavanol 4-reductase activity. The record is from RefSeq and is a predicted model, not a curated record. Lineage: Eukaryota; Viridiplantae; Streptophyta; Magnoliopsida; Rosales; Rosaceae.